This is a messenger RNA of Cornus florida, 3119 nucleotides long. RefSeq names its product protein SET DOMAIN GROUP 41. The transcript has 4 exons. Lineage: Eukaryota; Viridiplantae; Streptophyta; Magnoliopsida; Cornales; Cornaceae. The coding region runs from base 32 to 2026 and encodes 664 amino acids. The record is from RefSeq and is a predicted model, not a curated record.
GGUGAAUUCCAAAAGCCCGGGGCAGCAAAAGAUGGAAAUGAGAGCGAUGGACGAUGUAGCUAUGGGCCAAGACCUAACACCUCCCUGCCCGCCCCUCGCUUUUUCUCUCUACGACUCCACACUCCUCUCUCUCUGCUCCGCCUGCUCUUCUCCUCUCUCUCCUCCACCCCACCAAUUCCCAUCUCUUCUCCCCACCUUUCCCAUCAAUUCCCAUCAUGUCCACCAACCCUCUCUUCACUACUGUUCCUCACAAUGCUCCGACUCCGACUCCGACCUCCACCUGUCCAGCGCCGAACACCACCUCCUACUCCUCCUCAGCCAAUCCCACCCCUCCUCGUAUCCAUUCUCCGGCGACACGUCCGACCUCCGCGCCGCCCUCCGCCUCCUCCGUCGCUUCGAGAACCUCAAUGCGGGAUGCCUCCCGGAGAGAAAUCGAGUCGGCGGUUUGAUGAGCAAUCGCGACGAAUUGAUGUCUCGCGGCGAGGACGAGGGAAACGGUGACGUUUUGUGCAGGAUUAGGGGCGGCGCGAAGGCUAUGGCGGCGGCGAGAAGGAUGCGAGACGGUUUGGAUUUGGAAUUCUUGGGGGAGUGCUUGCUGGAGGAGGCGGUGCUGUGCCUGGUGCUAACGAACGCCGUGGAGGUGCAGGUUAAGUUGGGCCAAGGCGUUGGCGUUGCUGUCUACGAUACGACCUUCUCGUGGAUCAAUCACAGCUGCUCUCCCAAUGCUUGUUACCGGUUUCUGCUGCCGGAGGUGACUCAAUGCUCUGGCGAGCCACGGUUGUGGAUCACGCCGGCAGCCACUGGGGGCAGCAGUGAUGAAAUUGAAGUGUCACAUAAUAAUAGUGUUGGAUGUCUGGAAUAUGGUCCAAGAAUUAUUGUUCGGAGUAUCAAGGCCAUAAAGAAUGGGGAGGAGGUGUCUAUUGCUUACACCGACUUGUUGCAGCCCAAGGCAAUGAGGCAAUCAGAGUUAUGGUUAAAGUAUCGGUUUGUUUGUCGCUGUAGGCGGUGUAUUGCCUGGCCCCCAACUUAUGUAGACCAAACUCUGGAAGAAUUUUCUGCUGUCAAUCUCGAUUAUACCAACUUGAGUUCUGAUCAUAAUUUCUACAGAGAUGAGGCAAUUAAAAAGUUGACUGAUUACGUAGAUGAUGCUACAAGUGAGUAUCUGUUAUAUGGUAAUCCUGAAUCCUGCUGUGAGAAGCUUGAAAAGAUGCUUGCACAUGGGCUUCUUGAUGAGCAGUCAGAACCAAAGGAGAAGAAAUCACAGAACAUCUUUAGGUUGCAUCCCCUGCACCAUCUCUCUCUGAGUGCCUAUACCACACUGGCUUCUGCAUAUAAAAUCCGUGCAACCGAUAUAUUUGCAAUCAGUCCUGAUUUGAAUGAACAUCAACUGGAAGCUUUCAAUAUGAGCAGACUGAGUGCAGGAUACUCCUUGUUGCUUGCAAGUGCUACCCACCAUCUUUUUCUCUCUGAAUUUUCUCUGGUUGCGUCUGUUGCAAACUUUUGGACAAAUGCAGGGGAGUCCUUACUAAGUCUUGCUAGAAGUUCAGUAUGGAAUUCAUUCUUAAAUCAGGGGUUCGUUAUUCCAGAAGUUUCAUCACAUCCUAGUCAUAAAUGCUGCAAGUGUGCGUUGGUGGAUGUGUUUGAAAACAGUUUUGUUCAUAGCCAUGCUCAGAAUGCAGACUUUGAGGACAUCUCUAGGGAGUUCCUCAACUGUAUGAAAAAUAUUACACCAAAGGUCUGGGGCUUUCUAGUUCGCAAAGGCUGUUACUUAAAACUAAUUAAAGAUCCUAUCGAUUUUAGAUGGCUUGGGACGGUGAAAGACUUGGAAAUUUUUGAUUGCAUAGCUCAUUUAGGCGACUGUGAUACGAAGAGAAGUGUUUCUACAUCUGAAGAAAUCUUUCAUCUUGGUGUCCAUUGCUUACUGUAUGGAGGUUUUCUAUCAAGCAUUUGUGGUGGUAAGCAUUCUUAUUCGACAUCUUACAUUCGAAAGAUUUUAUAUGGUGAUUGCUACCCAAUUGAUAUUUGAUUGUUCUAAAGUAUUAGUGUAGCUGUAUGCUGAUUGGCCGGGUUUGGAAGAAUUUCAAGUUCACUAUUGGAAAGUGUGGAUUUUGAAGUUGGGACUCGUAGCCGAUAGCUAGUAUCAAAUUAAGAUUGGUGGAAGAUUGGAGACAAGAUUCUUUUUUGGAUACUUGGAUAUUCAUCAAGGGCUUGGAUUUCUUACACCACAUAUAGAGAUUAUUCAAAAUUUUCAUGCAUGUUUAUUAUAAUUAUAUUAUAUAAUGUGAAUUGCUUAAUAUAUAACAAGAUAUAUUGUGUAGUUUUAACUUUUAAUAGGUUUAUACUUUAAUAUUUUGAUGCAUAUACAUUAUUAAAUGAGUAAUGAUACGGCAACCGAAUUUAAUCACCGAAUAAGAUGAAAUUGCCGCAUAACUCACGCAUUCAUUAAAUGGAAAAUUCUACCAUUUUAAAAAGACUACUUUACCCUCAAAAUAUCAUCCAAGCUUCCCCACGUUCUCUCUCAAAUAAUCAUCCAAAUCCUUCCUUAUUUUUCUCUCAAAAUUCCUUCAUAUGUCCUACCCGCCUCUCCACCUCCACCGCCACCGCCACCAUCUCUGUGUUGCCCCCAUCCCUCCAUUGCCACAACCCUUAGCUUCACAUCUCUCCCUAAAAGACUUUCAAAUUUGUUCCUUCUUAAUGACCCAUCAAACUUUUCAAAUUAUUUAUUCAUUUCUAUUGUCUUCUUUAUUCAAAGAAGGCCCAAAUCAAUAGUACACAAUGACAUAGAUGAGUAGAGCCAUUUUCCUUCACAAAGCCCUAAUGAAGUUAGAGAUUAGGGCAUAUGUGUGAGAAAUGCAAAAUUGAAGAGAGAGAGAGAGAGAGAGUCAAAUUCGGAGAGAAGAGAGAGAAGAAAAAUUAUGAUUUAUUUGCUGGUUUGAUGGGUCACCAUUAAUUAUUCUAGUGAAUUGUUAAAUUGAAUGUUGGAUCGGUGAUGAUAAUACAGUCUUCCUUGUUCAUCGCUUGAUCCAAUUGGAUUAACUAAAGAUUGUAGAUCAUGGAGGGGAAUUGCAUACUUAUUGAUGAAACCAUGGGGUUGUGGUUGAUAUAUAUAUUUAUAUAUA